GCUGGAACAGUAGGCAAAUGAAACAGGAAGAAUAUAUCAUGCUGAUCUCUUAAAAACGAAACCAAACGGGGAAGUCCCUUCGACUGCUGGCCAAGUAACGUACAUUCUGAUUGGUUAAGAACGAGGGAAGGUUAAAAAUACACGUUACUACAUCCUGCAUCUCAAUCUAGAGACUUUGCUUGCAGUUUUGCCUCUGAGUUAUUAAUGCGGCUGGUGCAUUGAGUUAAGUGAUAUUUUAGUGAUUAAAAAUGGUAAGUACAACAGGGUUUGGAUCAACUAUGGAAGAAAGAUAUAAAUUCGAGCUUAGCGUCGCCGAUUACAAAACGAACGAUCCUCAAGGCACUUCCGCCAUACAACGAACGAACUCCGAUGCCUCUGUUCACCAGACGAGUAAAGAUAUAAUCAAACAAAAACUGACCGCCAGAGUUUCCCCGAUGACGCGACAUCAGGAGCAAUUUUUGGAUAGAAGACUUCAUCCGCUGACUGUAGUUCCUAGUCGUGGAAAAUCAACUCGAACAUAUGGAGCGAGCACCAAAACACAGCUUACCGAUAUUGGUACUGCUGCACCUUUCAUAAAACGCGAACCGCAAAAACUUGCGGAGAAGCGAAAAUUCCAAGCUACAAAUGUUAUAAUUGCUCCUAAAACUGUCAAGUCAGACACUUCUCCCAGUAAACGAAAAAAACCCGAGACGAAAAGGCCCAGACCAAUUCUGCCACGGACGAUGCAAGGUUAGUAACCAAAUUCUGUGAACGCAAGCAGUUUUAUGAUUCCAUCCCAAUUGUCAUAUCUCACAAAGAAAUAUUUCCAUUUAUCACUUCAAGAGCAAUGGCUUGAUACUUGAACAGUUAUUAUAAAAAUAUAACUGGUAAACAGAGAUGCUUGCAAGGUAUUUUGUAAUUUUAGAUAAUUAUAUGCAAGCGUCGACGAAGAGAUAAUUUAUAAUUCAUUCUCUACAUUUAACAAAAUAUGGUUUUUUAAUAAUAUUGUAUAUCACAACAGAAUGUAUAUAAUCUUAUACAUGCAUAAUGCCAAAAAAUUGGAGAAACAUUUGGCGAACUAAUUCAGAAAUAACUGAGAAACGAUCACAUAUAUUAACUUUCACUUUCAUUUGAUGACGAGGGUUUUAACGUCAGGCAUGAGUUGACACGUUUUCAAAAUAUUGUAAAUCACUGCAUUUUUCGAUGAUACCAUUAACAACAUUCAAAAGUAAUGGUAUGCCUUCUAAUAAGGUUUUUGGCGAAAAACGUAUGGACGGUGUCGCGCCGACAAAAUUGGCAGAAUUAGGGGGAGCCCCAAAUUUCGUUUAAUUUUUCACGUGCUCUCUACUUUCGCGUCAUUUGGGAAAGUCCCACACUCUUGGUAACGUGAAAAAAAUGUUACUCCCAAACUUCCGGGGUUUCCCAUACCGUUGUGAAAAAGGGAGAUAUUAAAAAUAUUUUUAAACUUCCGAAGACAAAUAUAAUAGAGAGAAUCAAAUAAAAAAUCCCAAGGCCAAGUUGCCAUGUUUUCAUAUUCCACUUAAAACAUUACUCAGCAUGUAAUGUUCUCAGGGGGAUCCCCUGAGGAAGAAAUUGCCUUUUGGGCUUAUCCAUGGGGUCUCCCCCUGGUGAGUAGUGCACAGUCAGCCCAGUGCAACAGGACAACUCAAAGUUCUAGCUUUAGAAAAAAAUUUUUUUUCAGAAAUUGUUGAUAAUUUAAGGAUAAUGUGCUGCUCUUUUUUUCCCCAUCAUUUAACUUUCAGCAAAAAAUCUGUUAAAAUGCAGUUUUAACAAACAUGGUUCCUUGAGACCACAUUACAUCUCAUGCUUGAGACAGUCAAAAUAACAGAACUUGUUAUGGUUUAGUUCCAGUUCAGCCAGAAGUUAAACCAGUUGUUGAACCAGCUGUUAAACCAGCUACACCUGUCAGUCCAGAACCUAAACUGAUGAGUGAUAAUGUGGCGACAAUGAGUCUCCUGUCAGCCACAGAGUGUCACCUGGCAACACUUCAAGAUGAAGAUGGCGACACGUGAGUAUUUUUUUUUUUUUUCAAUUUGAACUCUUUGUUUACUCUACAUCAAUAAAAUUAAACUAAAUUAUUCAACCUUUGCAUGCAAGGGGGGGCCAAUGUUCUUUUUUCUUUUGGGUAGAGAGGUUAAGUGGUUGCAACAUAGGAGUCGGUAUGGAAAGGGAAGAUUUAUGGUAAACAGGGGCCGGAAGGAGGAAGCAAGAAUGGGGAAUUAACCCUUAACUCCCCUGAUCAAAUUUGUAAUUCUCUUUACUGUUAACCAUACAAUUCUCAUAAUGUUAGUUCAGAGAAUUCAGCAUUGGAUCAACUAAUUAUCCCCAAAUUGAUAUUUUUCUUUAUUCUCAUCACUUAUCUGGUUAAUAUUGUAUUGAUAUUGUAAGGAGAAAUUCUGUCUUGGUCGCUAAUGGGAGGUAAAGGGUUAAUAGUGUAGGGACAGAGAAGAAAGGGUUAAGUAGGGAGGAGGGGUUGGGUGUGACAAAGUAGGGGGAGGUGUUGGGGAAGUAAGAUUGUAAGGGGGCCGGAUAUUGGAAGGAAAGGGUGUUGGGUAUAGAAUGGGAAACUUGCAUGUUAGGGAAGGAGUGGUUGGGUAUAAAUAGGUAGCAGGUAGGAGCUAAGUUAUGGGAGGAGAGGGAGUAUUAGGAGCAAGAAAAAGGGUAUGGUUUAUAGAUGGACAGUUUGUUGAGGUAUAAGAAUUAAAUUGCUAAGGGAUAGGUUGGAGGAAGAACUAAGUUGUAGAAAGGGAGAGAUCUGAGGGCUUAAAGAGAAGGGAAAGAGUAAAGUGAAGAAACUGUAGAAAAAGGUGGAGGCAAAGGAUAGCCAUUAAUAAUAAAUUGCUUUCAAUAACAGAUUAUUCUUCACAUGCACAUCAGUCUAAGAAACAUUUUGAUUUUCGAUUACUUGCAGACCUCUUCACAUAGCCAUUGCACAUGGGAACACCCAACUUGUAGAAUACCUCAUCAACCUCAUGUCAUGCCUAACACUGGACAUUUAUAACAACCUGAAACAAACACCGUUACACCUGGCUGUCAUCACAGAACAACCUUAUAUUGUAGAAAAACUUGUGUCUGCCGGAGCAAACGUGAACUUGCCUGAUCGUAAUGGUCAAACACCAACCCACCUGGCUUGCAAUAGAGCAAGUGUAGAAUGCUUGGAAACACUUGUAAAGGCAAGGAAUACUCCUGACUUGGAGUUAAGGAACUUUAAUGGGUACACUCCUCUUCACGAAGCCGUACUUGCACGUUGUAGUGGGGCAGUGACUUGUUUAAUAAGACAAGGUGCUAAAGUAAAUUGUAAGGUGAGUUGAUAGAGGCAGUUUUAUCAACAAAUACCUUAAAAAAAUCCAUAGUUAGUGGGUCAAUGUUACAAAGAAUCCUAAAAUACCAAUAAGUUUUGUAAGAGAGUAUGCUUCCUUCUAACAGAUAGGCAUUCCAGCUGAUCUUACAUUAAAUAGACAUGCUUGUCAUCAUAGCUUCUAUUUUAGAUAUAUUUAGGGUGAUGUUUCUUUUUUUAACUUAUUAAAUAAGCACCCAACAUUAUAAUUUCUGUUAAGUUGAGGAAUAUUUUAUAUCAAAGGCACCCUUAUUAGAAACACUUGACUUCACUCAUAGAAAAUACAUGCCUCUUUUUUUCCUAAUCAUUUAAGGAUGGUAAAGGUGGUCGUACCCCACUACAUCAUGCAGUAGAGACAGAAAACAUGGAAGUGAUACAAGAGCUGCUAAAGUGUGGUGCAAAUGCCAGUGAAGGAAGUUUUUCAGGGAACACUCCAUUGCAGAUAGCUAGUGGGCGCUCCAUGCAGAACGUUAGGCUCCUACUGGAAGCAGCUAGCACUAACAUCAAACCAAGCAAACAUCGGGAGGUAAGGAUCAAGUCAAACUUCUAAAACUUUAAAUAAAAUAAAUAAAAAAUUUUUUCACCUCCUCUUUCUCACUUUGGAGUGAAAUGAAGCUACAGAAGAAUGAAUCUCCUUGAUGCCUUUGGAUGCAGUUAAUUUUGAGUUCCAUUCCUAAACCAUGCUUGAGGUUACUAAAUUCUCCAUUGGUAGAAAACUUUUAAUUUGAGGCUAGUUGCGGCAAGUUUUGAUUGUGGAUAGCUUCAAUAAAACGCUGUCAACAAUCAAAACUAGCCUCAAUCCUCAUCCAUUCUUUUAAAACCUGUAAAGUCAGUUUUAGCCUCGUAAAAAACAGAUGCUAACUAAAAGGGACUCACAAUAAAACAGUAGAGUCAGUCUAUCCCUGACUUCUGUGGCAGAAACAAAAUGAUGGUUUGAGAUGAGAAGGACUACCAAAGAUAUGGUUCCCAGAUGAAACUUCAUGCCUGUACAUGUUCAGGGUUGUAAGGAAGUUCAGCAGAACAAAACUACUACAUGUAGCUUUAAUAUAGUUUCAAGUUAAACAUUAAUUUUUUUUUAGUUCCAGUGUUAAUAAUUGGUACAAGUUGCAGCUAUGAUUUGACAUUAAUAAUUAUUGAUUAAUUGUGCAAAAUAUUUGAUUUCUGUAGAUCACCCAAGUAGAAAAGUCUCCGCUGGUUUUGCCAAAGUAUGACGACAGACGGCAAGUUAUAGUGAAAAGCACCUAUGCAUAACCUCGACAGCCCAAGAUAGACACAGUUUAAAUUCACUGCAGCUGAUUACAAUGAUCUCUGUGCAUGAGUAUUACCCUUGAUUGUGUUAAAAUAAGCUAAGACUGUUACACCUCAUAUCAAGUUAUUGAGCUCACAGGCAUUUACACUCAGGUACUUAGAUGUAUACAACAAUUAAAUAUUAAAUAUUUAUAAGUUAAUACUGUUCUUUUUGUAGAGAUAUUGAGAGAAGUCAGCGUACAUCUUCAUAACAUUUUUUAGUUGUACAGUACCAGUCAAAGAAACUUUAAGUUUGGUAUUAGUAACAAGAUAUUAAAAUGGAAUCUGGUUAACAUUUAAGUUGAAAUUUUAGUAGGAUAAAAUACUUAUUAAAAAAGGGUCCAUGGUACAAACUUGGAUUUGCACGGCAAUCAGAGACACAAAAAAUUAUUAUUUGCGAGCUUCAGCAUUAUCUUUCCUUGCAUCACAUAUUUUUUUAAAGCAAAACUGUAAGGAAAGUUAUUUUUUAUUCAAGCUUGUUGGCAUACUUUACAAUGAGCUUUCACAAGAGAAACUGUCUGUAAGACAGCAUUCUUCUGGUUGUAAAAACUCUGUUGAUUACUUAGUUAGGUGUUGAUAAUCAUACUGUUGAACUGCACAUUUUUGAACAAUAAAACUCUGAGCAAUCAACUGAAAGGGGUUUUUAUUGUUAACUAAAACUCUCCUUUUGGAUUGAGCUGUUGUCAUUAUUACUUCUAUAAAGUGUACUUACUAAGCACUCACUCAGAGCUUUCAUGUUUUUAAAGGUGCAGUAAUAUAACAGCCAGCAAAUGUACCAUUGCUAUGCAAUGAAUAAAGUACUGUAUCACUUUUUAGUGAAAUUUGAGUGUAUUUGGCUUCCGUAGCAGAUGAUAGAAACUUGGUUAAAAAAUCUCAAAAUUUUUCACAGAGAGGAGCUAUAGCUCCUGUGAGUUACAGACUGAAAAAAAAUUUCUACUGAUAGAUAAGCUGUUUAUGUUCUUGCUUGUAGUUAAAAGUAACAAUUUCAUUCAACUGACACACUGUUCAAAGGAUUCUUGUGAGCAUUAGGAAAAUGUUUCAAGGAGUUAUAAUUAUCAAAUUGUUAUCAAUAUCCUUAGUUUAUUGCAUAAUUUAGUGACAAAACAGGUGUAAAUUUUAUAUGUACCAAAAGGCUUGUAAAAGCGAACAUGCAGAAUAAAUUGCGUGAAAACAUUUGAAACCACUGCUAUUUUCUAGGACUCUUUUAUUAAUU
Messenger RNA from Pocillopora meandrina, 5837 nucleotides. The record is from the annotation of a GenBank genome assembly. NCBI's taxonomy places the organism in Eukaryota, Metazoa, Cnidaria, Anthozoa, Scleractinia, Pocilloporidae.